AUGUAACAUUGUAGCGUGUAAACUCUACGUGUGCCAUUUGUGACCCGACUAACCCAUUUGCCAGGUUUCGGCUGAACAUUCCGGCACCGGCGACGUACGCAUCGAUCCUCUCCGCCGCCGGCUCUCAACUCGUUAGGCCAGCAGUCACCAUCUUGAAGCUUCUCUUCUUAGUCUCUUCUUAUUUCAAUUUAGUACACGAUAUUUCUUAAUUCUCCAUCUUCAUGGAGUCUCAGCUAGAGCUAGGGUUUAAGGAAGCAACAAGCAGUGAGAUUUUUGGAGAAGGAAACUAUAAGUUGGUGCCAUGGAUAAGUUGGGAUGAUUGGAGUUUCGUGAGAGAAUCUCUGUUUUCUUCUUCCCCAGCCUCCAUGGAUUUGGCUCUUAGAAGAAUAUCUGCCUGGCGAAGCAGAGGAUGCCUUCCUAUAAUAAUUGAAGUGACUGCUUCCAUUGUUGAAAUCCAACAAAAGGAUUCUUACUUUAGGGAUGGCCUACCUGAAAGUGAUUUACUAGCAGAUGAUAUGUUGACAAUGUUAUAUUGUAUGACCAUGAUAAGGUUAGUGAAUGGUAUUGUGGAGAAGACUCGGAAGAAGAAUGAGGUUUCAAUUGGAGAGGCUGCUGAUGUAAUUGGCAUUCCUCGUAUGCUCAUUGAUAUUCGUCAUGAGUGUUCACAUCGUGAUCUUCCUUCACUAAGGCUUGUUCGCCUUGCAUCUACAAAGGCACUUGAUUGGUUGAAAGCUUAUUAUUGGGAGCCCCAAAAGAUGGCAAUUCCAUAUCCAAAUGAUAGAAACACAAACUUUGGAAAAGAAAUAAAGUCUAAGAUACGCGAAUUGGCCUUCUGUUUGGAUGUGAAGCAAGCUACAAAAUCAUCUUCUCCUGUAGUUAAAGGGAAACGCAUCAAAUAUAGUGAGCAUCUAUGCGGGCGUAAUAAGUUUCUGUCACUUAUGGCUGUCAAGAUUCAAUCUUCUAAACCUUCAGGUUCUAAGAAACAUAUAACCAAGGCACUGAAGAAUGUUAUCAAGUUAUAUUCUUCCUUCCCUUCAGAAGUGGUGUCUAUUUUGUUGGAGUUCUUGCUGAAGGCACUGGAAUCUGCUGAUGUGGCACUUGAUGAUUGGAAGCCUCUAAUUAUGAAGUUGUCAAAUAAAGUACCUGAGAUGCUUCUAAGUCUUCUCAAAGCAAAUCUUCAAAUGAUUGAGACCCGAGAUGCUCUAACACAUGACUCAGGCGAACACCUAAAACCAGACAACAAAUCUCGAUUCCAUGAAACCGAGAAUCUUUCCCGUUUAUUCUCAUGGCUUAUCGGAAACCUCAAAGAUCUAAACAAUUCUCUCCGGAAACUCACGUUUCUAGAAACUUCCGGAACCUCAAAAGACAAAAGUCUCCCAAAGUCCGCUCUCAUGGAUCUCCUAUGCAAAUGUCUCCUUGUCCCUUCACUCGGCAACACCCACCUAACAACCGCCACCUCGAUUCUCGCACAAACCACCGCCAACCACACAUUAAUUGAAAAACUCAAAAAAUUAGCAUCCCUACAUACAUCAAACACCGGAAUUACGUAUUCCGAUUCCGGCCACUUUUACGACCAGGAAGAGGAAUCCAUUCGUGAAGCCGCUAAUAAGUUUGAGUUGAUUAAACGGAAAUUAUCACGGAAAAAUGAAUUGAAAAUCGGGGAGAAUGGAAAGAAGGGUGGAAGAUGGAAUGUGGUGAAAUCAUGGAGGCCGUGUCCGAUUGGGAUGUUGCCUUCGGAUUUUGGUUCUUCGGGUGUUGUUCCGGUUCUUGAGAUUGUUGGUGGUUGUGAAGAACAGGGGAAGUUAGUGGAAUGGAAUGAGAAAGGGGGAGAUGGAAAGAGGGAAGCCGAUUGUUCGGUUGGAGAUUUGGAUGAUUCCGUUGUUAAGAAAGUUAAAAUGAGUGAAGCAGAUGAUGAUGAUGGAGUUGGAGUUUUGGGAGGUGUAGAGAACCAAUUGAUGAUUGGUGGAGUGUGGAAGAGGGUUACACAUGAUGAAGUGGUUAACAUUGCUUCUGCUGUUAGGAUUUUGGUUUAGUGUAAACAAAUUUUGGUUUUGUUUGUGUAAUAAUAUUUUUGAAUGUUUGGUGGAAAAGAAUAGGAUUUUGGCUUGGUGUUUAACAUAAUCAUGGAAUCAGUUUUGGUCACAAAAGAAGGUUUUGGAUGAUAAGUAUUUAAAAUCAGAUUAUUAUCCGUGAUAACGGUUUGUAGGAGAU
Lactuca virosa is the source of this 2211-nucleotide messenger RNA. The record is from the annotation of a GenBank genome assembly. NCBI's taxonomy places the organism in Eukaryota, Viridiplantae, Streptophyta, Magnoliopsida, Asterales, Asteraceae.